Ascochyta rabiei is the source of this 501-nucleotide messenger RNA. Its product is annotated as Ribonuclease III. Gene Ontology annotation, biological process: RNA processing. The transcript is spliced from 2 exons. NCBI's taxonomy places the organism in Eukaryota, Fungi, Ascomycota, Dothideomycetes, Pleosporales, Didymellaceae. Gene Ontology annotation, molecular function: ribonuclease III activity. Bases 1 to 501 code for a protein of 166 amino acids. The record is from RefSeq and is a predicted model, not a curated record.
AUGGACGUUGCCCAUAAACUAGCUCUUCUGGAACGUAUGAUCAAUCGCAUUUUCAACCAAAAUCUUCUUAGGGUUGAAUCCAUCAAUUCCGACGGACAACCUGUUUUCUACAGCGGACAAUGGCGUCAGAUUGGAAAGAACGAUCGCCUUGCUAUUGUGGGCGAUAGAGUCAUUGAUAUGGUGCUGUGUACCUCGUGGUUCGAUGUACGGAAUGCGGAAGGUCGCCUACUCACCAAAGGUCAAUGGUCGGAACUCCAGGGCGAUCUGGUGACCGAUGAUCGCCUCGCUCGACGUGGCUUCAGCCUUGGGCUCGAUGACGUCGUCAUCAAGAACCCUGGUCAUCAUGGCCGCAUUUCAAACGGAAUGAUGGCUAACGCUGUUGAAGCCAUCAUUGGCGCCGUCUACGUGGAUUCUGGUUACAGUCUUGACGCUGUUCGUAUAGUCAUAAGCCAUCUUAGCUUCUUCAAACACCAUCUGCUAUUGGUAUUUGUGGCGGCGUAA